GGUGCUAUGGGCAACUUCAUAAUCGUUAAAAUAUUUUUUCGCCUCGGGAUCUCAGACGGAAUGAACCUGUCCCUGAUAUCAUUGGCGUUGUGCGAUCUUUUCUAUCUCGUCCCAGCGUUUGUCAUCUCCGUCAGCAUGGUGCUACACGGUGUAGAGGAGCUCUCCGAUUUUAAAGUUUGGUUCCCCGUUGAACCGGAAACCGUCUACAUGAUCUCUACCAACGUCGGAAGUGGCUUCUACGCCAUCUCAAUGCUGGUGACGACGUUCAUCACCGUGGUUCGAUGUCUGGCCGUGGUCGAUCCUUUAAAAUACAGAAAUUUGAUCUCACUAAAAUCUUCGGCAGUCGUAAUCGCAUCGUUUUCCAUCGUGUCCAUCUUGUUCGCCAUUUUGCUGUUGGUGUACAUGGGCGUCUCACCUCAGUUCGAUUCUAAUACCAACGCCACAAGACUGGUUCUAUGGAUCUCGCCGAAGCGAGCUUUAACCAAAGACGUCAUUUUUGGAAUCAGGGACAUGUUCUUGCCGCUUGCUUCUCAAACAAUAGUCGGCGCAUGCGUCGUGAUCAUGGCGAGCUGCCUUCAGAAGGCUGCUCAUUUUCGUCAACAUCUUUCCAGCGAUCCCAAAGGAAAAAUCAUAAAUAAAGAAUGUACCCCAGCCAAACUGGUUGGCAAAGAACUACAAGUUGCCCGACAAAUGCUGCUCAUAGCAACAGUUUACAGUUUGUGCAACAUGCCAAAAGUUGUCUUCAAUUUGACACAACUUAUUGUGCCUGACUUCUACAGAGGCGGACGCUACAGUGCUUUGUAUUUAACAUUCAAUAUUAUACGGGAACUAAUUCAGUCGGUGAAUGCCAGCGUGACAUUUUUCAUUUACUGGAAAUAUAAUUCAAAGUUUAGGAGUCACUUCGGUCUUCACCACUGA
Lymnaea stagnalis (great pond snail) is the source of this 918-nucleotide messenger RNA. The record is from the annotation of a GenBank genome assembly. NCBI's taxonomy places the organism in Eukaryota, Metazoa, Mollusca, Gastropoda, Lymnaeidae.